Molecule: messenger RNA, 993 nt
Organism: Cercopithifilaria johnstoni
Lineage: Eukaryota; Metazoa; Nematoda; Chromadorea; Rhabditida; Onchocercidae
Source: the annotation of a GenBank genome assembly
AUGGGAAGUACCUCGCCUGACCUUACAACGUUGAUACGGGAGUAUGCAUGUCGCAAUUAUGUUUUGUUAUGCGAUAUAGCAGUGUCUCUUUUGUCAGAUUUACGAUUUGUUAAGCACAACUCAUGUCCAGGAAAGCGCUAUGGUGGUAAUAAAGGGAAUGAUAUUACCCCUCGCUGUUUGGCAUCUCAUUUACAACCGCGGCAUGUCAUCUUUCAUCUGCACCCGUUAAUAAUUGAAAUGGAAAAAGUUUCUUUUGGACAGUCUUUAAAGCCUUACUUUAUACAUUUAAAUAUUUUAGGAAGCUCUGGACUAACAAGAUCGAUCAAAACUGCGAUGGCAAGACCAACCACUCGCCGCAACCGUUUCUUUUGGGAGCUAAUUGUUGCUUUUAUGUUGGUUGUCUCUGCUGCUGUUUUUCAUACAUUUCAUUUUUUCAAUAAUGCAUGGUUGGUGCAAGUCAAUGGUUCCUAUGUCUAUCAGCGUGGUUUAGGAGACGACUGUGUAAAAAAUGAAUUUUGGGAUGGAAUUAGAUGCACAGGUUGGUCAGAUAGCGGAUAUAGUACCUUCAUUAUCAAUGGCCAGAAUAUUACUGCCUCGGAUGUUGUUCCACCUUCCAUAGGACUGAGAUUGGCACGUGUUCUCAUGAUUUUCAGCAUUUUAUUAUAUUUAGUCAUUAUUUUCUCGUUAUUUUUCACUUGCGUGAAACGCGAUCUCAAAGUGCAGAAACUCUUGUGUAGUGUGACUGUAUUGCUGGUUUUCAUCAGUUCGCUCAUUAUAUUCCUCGUUUUGGUAGAUAGCUCAGAACCAUUUAUCAAAACCAUGAAAUACUGUUCACUAGGUGGUGCAUUUUACUACUUCCUUUUAUCAUAUUUGUUAUUGUGGAUUGGAAGUGCAGUACAUUUUGAUUCUUGGAUCGACGUUUAUGAUGGUGUGCACACGAACGAUUUACCGAUGAGACUUUUAGGUCACAUUCGCAGGAAUACAACUUCGUAG